This is a messenger RNA of Closterium sp. Yama58-4, 2762 nucleotides long. NCBI's taxonomy places the organism in Eukaryota, Viridiplantae, Streptophyta, Zygnematophyceae, Desmidiales, Closteriaceae. The record is from the annotation of a GenBank genome assembly.
ACGACGCUUUGGCCAUCCUCGCAGCUCUGAAGUGCCCUUCCAUUCGUGUGCUCGGUAUUGCCACGUCAUUCAGCCACUAUGUGACGUGUGAAGCCGCCACGCGCAACGCUCGAGGCCUGUGCAUAGCAGCAGGUCGCCCAGACACGCCUGUUGUUCAGGGCGCCACAGCACCACUCUCAACCGCACCAACUCCAGCACUACGCCCAUCAAACGCCCCCGAGACCAGUGGAACCACCACCAGUGGCAGCAACAGCACCCGCACCACUCCCCCCCUGCCUGCAUGCUCCUCGUUUCUGGGCCCUGACGGGCUGGCAGGAGCGCUGCUGCCUGCUGCAUCUCCUGAAACCCAACGGGGUGACCCCACAAAUUGCAUCACUGAUACCUUAGCUUCCACUCAUGUUUCCACUGCUGCUAGUGGCGGGGAUGGAGAGGGGAAGGACGGGGGGAAGCAGGCAGGAGCGCAGGAGCAGAGGGCGUGGGAGUGGAUGUGUGAGGAGGUGGCGAGGAGGCCCGGGCAGAUCAGCAUCAUUCAGCUGGGACCCAUGACCAACCUCGCCCGGGCCCUCUCCCACCGACCCUCGCUGGCAUCGGAGCUGGCGGCCGUCUGGGUGGUGGGAGGCUCCUUCUUCGCCAGUGGGGAUGUCAACGCAGCUGCAGAAGAGAGCGUAUUUGCAGACCCCGAGGCAGCGGAUCAGGUGCUGACGAGUGGCGCCAACAUCCACGUGCUGGGACUCAACGUCACCACACAGGUCACACUCACAGGUGCAGACCUUGCCUCCCUGUGCUCUCAAGACGCGUCAGCGUCGCCAGAAGCAUGCGAGAGCGAGCAUGCAGCUUCGCCCUCACCUGCAGCGUCUCUGGUGGCACGCCUGGUGCACGCAUACAGGGGCCACCACCAGCAGUCCGACCAUAUGGACGGAAUCUUCUUGCACGACGCGUGUGCAGUGGCAGCCAUCGUGGCGCCCUCACUCUUCUCGUUCAAGCGAGGCAGCGCGCGUGUGGAGUGCACUGGGGUGGGCAAGGGGUGCACGCUCAUGGACUACUCGCUCAAGAAUUGGAAUGGUCCCAACCCAUGGGUGGGGGUGCCGCCAGUGCAAGUGGCCAUGGCUGUCGAUGCUGCUGAGGUGGCAGCCAAUAUCACCCGACUGCUUUCCGUUGAAACGGGGCCGCGGGUGGUCCGAACGACUCUGAUUUUAUUCGCGUGUUUCUCACGUCACGGAAUGGUGUUUGCAAACCCCAAGGCAGCGGAUCAGGUGCUGACGAGUGCUGGGGCUCAACGUUAUCACACAGGUCUCACUUACAGGCACAGACCUUGCCUCUCUGUGCAUGCAAGACACAGCGGCCUGUCCAGGAGCAAGCGAGAGCGAGCACACCACUGUGUCUGGAGCAGCUGGGACGUCGCUAGUGGCAGGCGAGAGCGAGCACGCACCUUCGCUGGUGGCACGCCUGGUGAAUGCAUUCAGGGCCCACCACCAGCAGUCCGACCAUAUGGAUGGAAUCUUCCUGCACGACGCGUGUGCAGUGGCAGCGAUCACAGCGCCCUCACUUUUCUCCUUCAAGCGAGGCAGCGUGCAUGUGGAGUGCACCGGGCGCCCUCACUUUUCUCCUUCAGGCGAGGCAGCGUGCAUGUGGAGUGCACCGGGGUAGGUCGGGGAUGCACGCUCAUGGACUACUCGCUCAACAAUGGUUGCAGGCACGUGGCAGGAGGCGCUCUCUCACAUGGCGCUCUCCACAUGGCGCUCUCUCACAUGGCGCUCUCUCACAUGGCACUCUCUCACAUGGCGCUCUCUCACAUGGCACUCUCUCACAUGGCACUCUCUCACAUGGCGCUCUCUCACAUGGCACUCUCUCACAUGGCACUCUCUCACAUGGCGCUCUCUCACAUGGCACUCUCUCACAUGGCACUCUCUCACAUGGCGCUCUCUCACAUGGCGCUCUCUCACAUGGCGCUCUCUCACAUGGCACUCUCUCACAUGGCGCUCUCUCACAUGGCGCUCUCUCACAUGGCGCUCUCUCACAUGGCGCUCUCUCACAUGGCGCUCUCUCACAUGGCACUCUCUCACAUGGCGCUCUCUCACAUGGCACUCUCUCACAUGGCGCUCUCUCACAUGGCACUCUCUCACAUGGCACUCUCUCACAUGGCGCUCUCUCACAUGGCGCUCUCUCACAUGGCGCUCUCUCACAUGGCGCUCUCUCACAUGGCACUCUCUCACAUGGCGCUCUCUCACAUGGCGCUCUCUCACAUGGCACUCUCUCACAUGGCACUCUCUCACAUGGCACUCUCUUACAUGGCACUCUCUCACAUGGCACUCUCUCACAUGGCACUCUCUCACAUGGCACUCUCUCACAUGGCGCCAUGUUACCUUUUUAGCAUGGGGUGCACUCUCCUUUCUACCCUUUCUGUUGAGGCGCCUCAGUUAAAGAAAUCUCUCAUUUCUGUACACUCUCUACCCUCUCCCUUCCUGCAUUUCCUCCCUCCUGCCUUCACAUCAGUUGGAACGGCCCCAACCCAUGGGUGGGGGUGCCGCCAGUGCAAGUGGCCAUGGCUGUUGAUGCUGCUGAGGUGGCAUCCACAAUCACCCGACUCCUUUCGUCUGUCAGAUGAAGCUGCAUGGUGGUAUGGCGUGGCCCUCUCCUGCAAGUGGCCAUGGCUGUUGAUGCUGCUGAGGUGGCAGCCACGAUCACCGGACUCCUUUCCUCAGUCGGAUGAAGCUAAAGUUGUCAGUGCAGUUGGUGACGCAGAGGAAUGGAUGGCCAUUUAA